Molecule: messenger RNA, 1119 nt
Organism: Trichobilharzia szidati
Lineage: Eukaryota; Metazoa; Platyhelminthes; Trematoda; Strigeidida; Schistosomatidae
Source: the annotation of a GenBank genome assembly
AUGAUUUCUAAUGAUGUCAAAGAGGCGAAUACUAUUAUUAAAACAAAUUCUAUAAAUCUUGCAGAGAUUUUAGCUAAAUUCACUUUGAAUCGAGCAUUGUAUGUGAAUGAAUCAAGUGCAUUAUGUUAUCAAUUAUUAGAUCAACUGGAAAGUCAUCUUGUCGUACAGAAAAACGAAGAAAAAGAAAAGAUUCGCAAAGAUAUCAUUGCAUUAGAAAAUCUAUGCUAUCCCACCUUAGGCAAUAUACAGAUUGCUGACAAUGGUUCAGCUUACAUUAAUGAAACAUCGAAAAGGUCAGUAAACAAUCUGACCGACUGGUUAACAGCUCUGUCUGAAACACUUGAACGACAUACCCUCUGGGAUUAUACAAAUGAAUCGAAGUUAUUCAUGACACUGAUUGAAGAUUUAAAAUAUCCACAUGCUAAGAAUAUUUUGAAAUCCAUUGAAAUGUGGAAAAAAUCCUGCUUAUAUUUGUGUUCACUUGAAGAGCAGAAUUAUUUGUCAAGUCUAAAAGCAAACAGUCAACAGUGUUUAUCACUGCAGUAUUUACAGCUACGUAGCAAUGAAGCUGGAAUGCACAAAUUACUCGGUGAACAAGUAAAACAAAAAACAACCAGUAUCACUGGGAAUAAAUAUACGAAUUCAAUGUGUUCAAGGUUAGUGAAUGAUAAUUUAGGUUCAUCAUCAAAAAAUGAAACUAAUUGUAACUCUGACAAUAAUGAGAUGAAGCAAACGCCUGGCGAAAAACAGGCAUUCAUACAAUGGGUGGAGAAAUGGCGUUGUGUAAACGCAGAAUUUAUAGCUAAGCAACUGGUUAAGAAUUCGAAACUGUCACCUGAAAACGAAGGUGAUGCUUAUCAAGAUUUAGAGAAAUCUAAUGAUACUGUGAACAGAGGCAGGAUAUCAGUGCGGGAGAAGACUGCCCCCGGAGAUUAUGGUGUGUAUAUGGAUACAUUGAAGACAAUGUAUAGAACGUUGGUUAGUCGACCAUUGUCUAUGCUGCAUCGUGGUAUUAAAGAAGUGGCCGGUCAGUUAAAAACGCAUAAAUUCAAGCACUCAGAAGGUGUUAACCGGACACUGAAAGAAAUGCGAAAUCUGUUCACAAAUCAGCGACUGUGA